Arthroderma uncinatum is the source of this 792-nucleotide messenger RNA. RefSeq lists its product as uncharacterized. Bases 1 to 792 code for a protein of 263 amino acids. The record is from RefSeq and is a predicted model, not a curated record. The transcript has 2 exons. Lineage: Eukaryota; Fungi; Ascomycota; Eurotiomycetes; Onygenales; Arthrodermataceae.
AUGAAGGUUACCGGGUCUCUUCUCGUUGCUUUGUCUGCGCUUAGCGUAGUCUUUGCCCAAGGAACGCUGCCGCCUUCUCCAACGGCAUCUGUCGGAUGCGAGCCACAUGGCGACCAUUGGCACUGUGACGGCCCUGCUGUCCCUUCAACUUCAGCUGCCGCACCAACACCCACGUCUCACGAUGACCAUGACCAUGACCAUGACCAUGACCACGAAGAAACGGUGACCCCAACUAAGCCUAGUCCCACCGAGUCCGUGGGCUGUGAGCCUCACGGAAACCACUGGCACUGUGAUGGGCCGCGCAUCACCUCGACUGAGGCACCUGGUUCUGCUACCGGAACAUCCACCAGAUCUCUCAAGCCAAGUCCAACCGAGUCUGUUGGGUGUGAGCCUCAUGGAGACCACUGGCACUGUGAUGGGCCCCGCAUCACCUCGACUGCACCCGGUUCUGCUACCGAAUCAUCCACCAGAUCUCUCAAGCCAAGUCCAACAGAGUCUGUGGGCUGCGAACCUCACGGUGACCAUUGGCAUUGUGACGGACCCCGCGUCACGUCAACCGCCACAACCAAACCCAGCGUAACGCUCAAGCCUAGCCCAACCGAGUCUGCCAGGUGUGAGCCCCAUGGAGACCACUGGCAUUGCGAUGGGCCACGAGGAACAGGUACUACGCCUCCAGUAUUCACGGGCACCCCUCCACCAGUAUUCACAGGGGCUGCGGGCCAAAUUCGCGCCUCUUUCCCUGGUGUUGCCGGCGUUGUGGCCGCAGUGGCCGCUGUUGCGUGCUAUGCUUAA